Messenger RNA from Euleptes europaea (tarantolino), 1344 nucleotides. Its product is annotated as Krueppel-like factor 5. Bases 9 to 1313 code for a protein of 434 amino acids. The record is from RefSeq and is a predicted model, not a curated record. Gene Ontology annotation, biological process: regulation of transcription by RNA polymerase II. The transcript is spliced from 4 exons. NCBI's taxonomy places the organism in Eukaryota, Metazoa, Chordata, Lepidosauria, Squamata, Sphaerodactylidae. Gene Ontology annotation, molecular function: RNA polymerase II cis-regulatory region sequence-specific DNA binding; DNA-binding transcription factor activity, RNA polymerase II-specific.
CAGGCGGGAUGAGUAGCGGGGGGCUUGUAUUAAGCACCCCAAAUUCAGACGAAAGCGCAGCAUUUACGCCACUCAAGCCAGUCGCAAUGUCCAGGGAGUCUACAGAAGACACGGAUGUCUUUGACGACAUCAAACCCCCAAUACGGAUCCUGGACAAUCAACACGAUUUGGCACAGGCACAAUCUGAAAUGGACAAGUACAUGUCUGGGCAAGUGUCAUUUGUGCCCAUGGGGCCCAAUAAGACGUAUCGCCGGGAGAGUGCCUCGGUGGUGGAUGAGUAUUUCUCAACCGAAAAGCCGCUUUCCGCGCCCUACAGCGUGAAUAUCAAUGUGAUCCUUCCGGACACCACUCAUCUGCGCACAGGGCUCUAUCGGCCCGCCAAGGCCCUUGCCCCCUUCCCCCAGAUAAAAAUGGAACCUGGCACCAGCUUUGCCCAACCCUGCUCAUCCGCUUCUGGCCCAACUCAGACUCUGCCAGACUUCACCAGCGUCUUCAGCAUGCCCCAUUCGGUGGCAGCGAACAAUAUCUUCGUCAAGCAAGAGAUGCCCUCCGAGAUCCCUCUGUCAUCCAGCCUGCUCUACCAGCUGCCGUCUGGCCACAGUGGAGGGGAAAUGACCACCAUGGCACACUCCACGUGCCACACGACCGCCAUCAACACCAUCACUGGAGUUGCCAUGUCCACCAGCAGCUCCUUGCUGGACACCAGACCCCUUCCCAGGCCCAUGAGGCCAGGAGGGCAGGCCAAGCCCUUCCAACCCACCUCCCAAGGGCAAGGCACUUUUCACUUAGCAGGACAAUUCUACCCUGUGCCAGGAGUCAGCCUGCCCCCGUCGCCUCCCAACUCACAGCCUGGCAGCCCCGAGAACCAGCCAGACCUCAUCAACACCAUCUCUCCUCCACCUCCCUAUGAAGCUGCCUUUGGACUGAAACUGGCUCAGCCAGCCCAGAUCCCAUCACUUUCGAAUGGCCUGGGGAGCCUUUCCCAGGGGCACGUCAUCAUGCAGACACCCAAAUACAAUCGGCGGAACAACCCAGAGUUGGAAAAAAGGAGGAUCCACCACUGCGAUUACCCUGGUUGCACAAAAGUCUACACCAAGAGUUCACACCUGAAGGCACAUCAGAGAACACAUACUGGCGAGAAGCCCUACAAGUGCACGUGGGAUGGCUGCGACUGGCGCUUUGCCCGCUCGGAUGAGCUCACCCGGCACUACCGCAAGCACACCGGAGCCAAGCCUUUCAAGUGCAUUGCUUGCGGCCGCUGCUUCUCCCGCUCUGACCAUCUGGCUCUGCACAUGAAGAGGCACCAGAAUUAAAGACUGGAGCACCGUUGUCCUGCAGCAGCGA